UUGCAGUAACUUUAGAAGAUGAAGCCAAUUCUGCUGAAUGACAUAAUGAUUGGAAUAUUAAGCUCAGUUCAGAGUAUCACUGAAGUCAUUCCAGAAGUAAUUGCUGGUUCUGCCGCUCCCCUCAUCUUCUUAAUACUGGCUUUGAUUGUGAUCUGGAAUUGUAAAUUCCGUUCUUCUCCACCAGGUCCUUCUUUCUGCAUGGGGAUUGGACCCAUUGUUUCAUAUAUUCACUUUCUUUGGAAAGGAAUUGGAAAGGCCUGCAAUUACUACAAUGACAAAUAUGGAGAAUUUGUGAGAGUCUGGAUCAUGGGGGAAGAAACACUCAUUAUUAGCAGACCUUCAGCUGCUUACAAUGUGCUGAAGCAUGCAGGUUACUGUAGUAGAUUUGGAAACGAGUUUGGUCUGCAGUGUGUUGGCAUGCGUGAAAAUGGUAUCAUUUUUAACAAUAAUCCUGACAGCGUGAAACAGAUCCGUCCUAUAUUCAUGAAAGCCUUAACAGGUUCAAGGCUGCAUAAUGUUACAGCUGUCUCUGUUGCAUCAACUAAAGCAUACUUGGAGAGACUGGACCAAGUGACAGACAACGGACAAGUUAAUGUUCUAAAGCUUGCAAGAUUAAUUGUGCUUGAUAUCAACAACAAACUAUUCUUAAGGGUGCCUUUGGAUGAAAAUGAAAUUUUAGGGAAAAUACAAAAUUAUUUUGACUCCUGGCAAACUCUUCUACUGAAACCUCAUUUAUUCUUCAAGUUCAGCUGGCUGUACAAGAAGCAUGAAGAGAACGCUCAGGAGUUGAGAAUGUCAAUGAAGAAUCUCAUCAUGAAGAAAAGGCAAAGCAUUGCUGAAUCAGAGAAACUGGAAGAGGAUACGGAUUUUGCAACAGAUUUAAUAUUUGCCCAGGACCAUGGAGAUCUAACCUCUGAGAAUGUCUGCCAAUGCCUGCUGGAAAUGAUGAUCGCAGCACCAGAUACAAUGUCUGUGAGUCUCUAUUUUAUAUUCAUGCUAAUUGCACAACAUCCAGAUGUACAGGAAGGACUAAUCGAAGAAAUAAAAACUGUUUCUGGUGACAAUGAGGUUGAAAACAGUGACCUUCCACAGAUGAAAUUGAUGGAGAGUUGUAUUAAUGAAGCCAUGAGGUACAUGCCUGUUGUAGAUAUAAUCAUGCGCAGGGCUAUGGAGGACAAUGUCAUCGAUGGCCACUAUAUAAAGAAAGGCACAAAUGUCAUACUGAACAUCAAACGUAUGAACAGAAAUGAGUUCUUUCCAAAACCCAAUGAAUUCAGUCUUCAAAAUUUUGAGACAGCUGUUCCAAAUCGCUACUUCCAGCCUUUUGGCUCUGGUCCUCGAGCAUGUGUCGGGAAGCAUAUUGCUAUGGUGAUGAUGAAAGUUAUUACAGCCACCCUUUUAAAGAAAUAUAAACUUCAUACACUAGAUGGCAGAACUGUGGAUGAUAUUAAAAAUAUCAAUAAUUUGUCUCAGCAUCCUGAAGAGCCCCAAUCCAGACUUGAGAUGAUAUUCAUUGCAAGACGCAAAGCAAAUCCAUAGCAUGAUUUCAAACUUAAAACUGCUGCCUGUAGUAGUUCUUUCAAAAAGCUCUUAUUUAGACUUGAGUAAAGUAAAUGACUGAAUACUCUCUUGCUUAAUACCAUACCAAGACAUGGAAUUUCUUACAAUAAUUAUGAAGUAUAAUGUUAUUUCUCUCAAUACACUUCAUAAAUGGAUUUUAAUUCUACUUUUUCAUACAGAAGGCAACUGAAAUAUCCAGGAUUAAGGUUAACAUUUUAUUUACCAUGGCAUAAAAUAUCAGUAUGUAUGGCAAACACAAGUAAAAUCAAACACGAAAUGCUAAAGUACAUUAGAGGCAACAGAAACAUUCACAGCAUAACAGUCAAGAAAGCAUGCAUGCAUGCAUGCAUGUAAGUCUGUAGUACAGCUUAGGAGAAAUCAGGUUGAUGCUAGUCUCUGCUUUCAGUGCUAUAGGUACUACAUGGAUAUUUUAUUUUGGAAGUGAUUUUGGCAAGAUUUCUUUGUACUGCAUCUCCUUCUCCAUAAAUAUUCCGUGUCCCUUGGAACAAUGAGUAACAGCACCAAGAGCAAAAUUUAUCUAUAUUUUAUUUUUUUAUUUUUUUACAUAACCGAUUCCCCAAAACAAGGCUCAAAGCUUUAACUUUCUUUGAUAUAAAAUACAACUAAAGGACUUAAAAAACAAGAAACUGAAAAAUAGGGGUCUAUAUCAGUUUGUUGCAAUGCAAUUGCAGCAAACACCGAAUCGUCGACCCUCAUUCAGCGAAAAUCAUUUCAGCGAUUUGCUGAAUUU
This is a messenger RNA of Protopterus annectens (West African lungfish), 2311 nucleotides long. Its product is annotated as aromatase. The transcript has 9 exons. The record is from RefSeq and is a predicted model, not a curated record. NCBI's taxonomy places the organism in Eukaryota, Metazoa, Chordata, Ceratodontiformes, Protopteridae. Bases 19 to 1539 code for a protein of 506 amino acids. Gene Ontology annotation, molecular function: oxidoreductase activity, acting on paired donors, with incorporation or reduction of molecular oxygen; monooxygenase activity; heme binding.